AUGGCAGAAGGCAACACAGAUAUACCUGAACCCACAAACGAAGUAUUAAGUGAGCCCGCUUUACCGUCCGAGAGAGAUUCUGUGAUAAGGGAUACAUUCGAAACCGUUCAGCCUUUUGAGGCUGUCGCCCGACCCGGAUCGCCAGCAUUGAUGUCGCCAAACCGCCCUUUAACAAUUUCACACUCACCAGCUUAUGUUGCUAGUCCACGCUUCUCUCCAACGCGUGUAGCCGCCGCAAAGUCUCCUCCUUUGCCCCAAAGCCCCAGCCCCGGCUCCGUCGCUAAAGUAUCUGUGAAAUCAUCCGUCAAAAGCGAUAGAAGUGCAAAACCGGCAAUCGUGACGGGCAACCCCAACAGCCCGAGCGCUAAAAGUGUAGUCUCCACUGGGAAAGGUGACAUAAUCCAAACUAUCAUCGAUCUGGAACCGCAAGGCAGGAACCUAACCGACCACAUGGACGAAUUGAACGAAUCCGUCAGGGUUCUUUCGAAUGCGGUAGAAAAUCCUUCGAACUCACCAGUCUUGAAUACAAACAUCAACAAGAUCGCGAACAUGAGCAAGAUACUAACAGACGAGGCCAACGCUUUAAGGGAAUCGAUAAAAAGUCUGUCGAAAGACAUCAGCCGCACGAAAAGGGAACUGGCAGCGAACGAGGAAGACGUCAACUUCCCGUAUCACCUGUUCCUGAUCGAGCUCAUAAUCAACAAGAUACACAUGAAAUGCGAAUGCUUCGAGCUCGACCACAACCACUUGGUCAUAAACGCUGCGUUCCUGGGCAAGCAGCCGAUAGUGCUGUACGACGCGUCGUAUGGCAAGGUCGACAGCUUCGCGCACUUGAACGUCGGCAAAUCAGCCCUCUUCGCGAUGACGUACGACAAGAUUUGCAGCAUUAAGGAGUUCGUUAUUAAACUGCAAAUCGCGAAGCAGCCGCCCUGCUCUAGUUGCGUGACAAAGGUCGGGGAGGCGCGCGCAGAUUACACAAAGGAGUUCGUCCAACUCCGAGAGGAGCUCUGCAGGAAAUGGACGGAAGAGCGGCCGAACGACAACAUCUUAUGUACGACGUCUACUCCAAUGAACAAAAACAUGUUCUACGUGUGGUGCGGCGAGAUCGAUGAGAGCGACUCGAUAGGCAUCGUCGAGAUGUCGACCCGAAUGUCUUUCCUCGGGAAGGAGAUCACGACGGCAUUCAUUGCCUCGCCUAAGCAGCAGGGCACGACGCUACUGCAGAAGGAAGACAACGGCAUGACUAUGUUCUCGUGUCAAGACGUCGAGAUGGACGGGCAGGGAAAGAUAUAUCUGGACGAGGAUUCUCUCAAUCGGAAAGAGGCCUCGCGCGGCACUCGCACGGUAUUCAGUAGGCGAACGGACAGCCCCGUAUCGCAAUUCUCGAGCACUUCGUCGAAACCGUCGUUCAAACGUUACGGAAAUAAACAUCAACCAGAUGGAAUGUCGAAGUUCGACGAGAUUUUCACAAAAAUGAACACCAACGAACUGAAGAUCAGAGUGCCGAAGACGACUAAAGUCGAGAGAAUGGGCAAAUACGAUCGAAUACAGGAGAUAUGCUCGUGCGAGAACACGCCGCACAACACCGGAGAGCAGAUACAGUUCGAGUUACCGCGCGACUUAUGUUAUCCCGCUAAGGCGCAGAACACAUACUCGUCCAAUCUCAAAUAUACAAUUGGUGGCAAAGAAAAGAGCUGCGACAGCCGUGAUAGGAAAAUUAUCAACGUCACCCCGUCAAAUUGUCCCGUUCCCGUGAACAUGGAGAAACUGGCUCACCCGCAAAAAGACGUGUUCAUACUGAAGAUCGGCAAGAAGUUGGAGACGAAAGACAAGAAGACGGACCUCGAAAUCGAACUAGUAACUCCCAAAGCACCGUCUAAUCAGGAGGCUAAUAACCACAUCGCGCAACAGUGCAGCGCGGGGGAUUUGAAGAAGAAACCGUCCGCAUUGCGAAGUAAGAAGAAACCGAAGGAGAAAUUAAAAAGCAAGAGCAAGGCGAAGGCAUGGGCUAUCCUUGCGUUCAUCUCUGUAUUGCCGAUUCCAGCCGGUCUCGGCGAGUUUCGGAUCCGCGACCUGAACGACGAGAUAAACAAACUGAUGAGGGAGAAACGCCAUUGGGAGGUCCAGAUCAGGGCUCUGGGCGGGCCGGACCACGCCCGAGUGGGGCCUAAGAUGUUGGACCAGGACGGGAGGGAGGUCCCCGGCAAUAGGGGCUACAAAUAUUUCGGUGCCGCGAAGGAUUUACCGGGUGUGCGCGAGCUAUUCGAGCAGGAGCCGCCAGCGCCAGCGCGUCGAACGCGCGCCGAUCUGAUGCGUGACGUGGACGCGGACUAUUACGGCUACCGGGACGACGACGAUGGUCUACUGGUGCCCUUGGAAAAGGAGGCCGAGAAAGUAGCAAUAGCACGAGCGGUCGAAGAAUGGCGACAGAAUAAAGAACAGAACAAAGACCAAGAGUUGCCUGAAGAGGAAAAUAUUUAUCCGGAAGAUCCUGAUGAUAAACGGAUAGAUGAUGACGACGUCACGACAGAAAAAUCAUCUGGGACGUCACUUGUGGCGGUGCCUUCGCAGAAAGACAUAGAAGAAGCCCUGCUCAGAAGGAAAAAGCAGGAGCUUUUAGAGCGUUACGGCUGUUUAGAUGUUAAAAUGGAAACAAGC
Molecule: messenger RNA, 2658 nt
Organism: Iphiclides podalirius (scarce swallowtail)
Lineage: Eukaryota; Metazoa; Arthropoda; Insecta; Lepidoptera; Papilionidae
Source: the annotation of a GenBank genome assembly